This is a messenger RNA of Colletotrichum destructivum, 1643 nucleotides long. RefSeq names its product Putative Ctr copper transporter. Gene Ontology annotation, cellular component: plasma membrane. Gene Ontology annotation, molecular function: copper ion transmembrane transporter activity. NCBI's taxonomy places the organism in Eukaryota, Fungi, Ascomycota, Sordariomycetes, Glomerellales, Glomerellaceae. The record is from RefSeq and is a predicted model, not a curated record. The coding region runs from base 993 to 1643 and encodes 216 amino acids. Gene Ontology annotation, biological process: copper ion transmembrane transport. The transcript is spliced from 2 exons.
CAUCCACUCUUUAGUACGAAUAAGACACUCUUUUCUGCUCACUCAUAGAUGCAUAUUCCGCUGGCCACCCUGACUAACCGUCAGUGAGCUUCAAAAUAAACUCAAAAGUCUCCAGGCCGUGUAUUCGGUUGAAACGUCUUAGAAACGGUUCCGAAGCGCCUGUGAUUCUGCUUCUCACGACAUAAAUAAAGUUAAGAAAAGUUUCGUAUGCUAGUCCAAAAAGCCACGGGAUGGAAAGUUUGCUGAAUCUGUGAGCAAUGAGGGCAUUUGGGCCGAUUUGUUUACUCCACCGUCUGAAGAAGGCAGACUCAUAUUCACUUCGGGCAACUUUGUCCGACGAGACGAAGCAUUGUCGACCUCGGCUGCAAGAGCCCUCCGAAAAGCUUCCGCUGGAAACUCGCCGCGUAUCAACCGUAAUGUCCAGUGAUCGACAGGGAUGGAAGCGCAUCUACAAAUUACAAGCUCGCCCAUUUCCACGAGGUCUCCAAGCGUUGAAGUAGAGGUCUGCCUUGAUAUUUCGAGCGUGCUAGGCAGAACCUAGUUAAGGUUUGCUGUGUCCGACUAUAUGGUAAUUGUUUCUGUACAUCUCCUCGCUUGCUUGAUUGUUGUCAGGCCCAUCCCGGUACACUCGUGUCAGAACUUGGAACAUGUACCGUUAAGCCAUAUGUACCAAAGAGAGGACCCCUCAUUUGUAUGAGGCUAUUCUAUGUACUUAUAUAGUUCCGUCAACUCGUUGCAACGAUCACUACCGAUCUAUAAUGCCGCCCCGGCCGUCUUAUCCUCUACCCACCUUGUAUAAUCCAUCAGAAGACCAAGGAACACGAUACUCUUUCUUCCUCGUGCCGACUCUGAAUCUGAAUUAACAAUUGGUUCCACGGCCGGGACUGUAGCCUGUGUUUCAAAUAUAACACGCAACGCCACUCCCUUAGUUUACGUAGCUUUGCCGUUUGCUCCACGACAGCGUCGAUCGCUUCAAAUCGCAAACCGAAAGAAUGAACAGCUUUCUCAUGGCCAGACACGGCGAUGAUGAACACGGGGCGACAGGUGCAGUCACCGCCUCCGAGGCCAUGCCGGGAAUGGCUAUGAGCUCCGGCGCGAUGAACGACAGCCAUGGCACUUCGGGCGGGAGCACGGGCAUGAUGAUGAUGACCAUCUUCCAGACCAACAUGAAGACUCCCCUCUACACCGAGACUUGGACUCCGACCACCAUAGGCACCUACGCCGCCACGUCCAUCUUCCUCAUCUUCCUCGCCUUUGCCCUCCGCAGCAUGUUGGCUCUGAAGUCCAUUCAGGAGAAGCGAUGGAUGGGCAAGGACUUCAAGCGCCGCCAUCUCAGCGUCAACGGGAAGCUGGUCAUGGCCGGGAAGAUGUCAACGGAUAGCAUGGCCAAGCAGAUUGUGCUUUCGGAAACCGGCGUCGAGCAAUACGUCACCGUUGUCCAGCAGCAGCACGGUGUCUGGCGUCCGUGGAGAUUCUCCGUCGAUCCCAUCCGAGCUUUGAUUGACACUGUGAUUGCCGGCGUUGGCUAUCUCAUCAUGCUGGCUGUCAUGACCAUGAACGUUGGCUACCUCCUCUCGGUGCUCGGCGGUGUCUUCCUGGGCAGUCUUGCCUUCGGUCGUUUUGCCACCAGGGGCGAGCACUAG